Molecule: messenger RNA, 9093 nt
Organism: Sus scrofa (pig)
Lineage: Eukaryota; Metazoa; Chordata; Mammalia; Artiodactyla; Suidae
Product: zinc finger X-chromosomal protein
Biological process (GO): regulation of transcription by RNA polymerase II
Cellular component (GO): nucleus
Molecular function (GO): DNA-binding transcription activator activity, RNA polymerase II-specific; RNA polymerase II cis-regulatory region sequence-specific DNA binding; metal ion binding
Source: RefSeq, a predicted model, not a curated record
UUUUUUAAGAGGGCCGAUUGAUAGCAGUGUUAGGUGGGAAACCUGGAGGGGGGAAAUCAAAUACAUGAUUGUUAGGUUCCUGAAGUAUGGGCAGUGAUUGGUAAAGUUUUAACACCAACCUGAUCUUGAGAGAUUAGGUGAUACAUGUAAAUGGAAAAAUAGGCCAGAUACUUUUAUGCAGAAUGCUAAGGAUGAUGAAAGUUUUCUCUGUUUAUGAGGUUAAUUUAGACAAGAUGCAAUUCCAGUGCACAUUUGAUACUAUUUUUUCCUUCUAAAAUUAUAAAUAAGUUUUCCUAGAAGCUUAGGGAAAUGAGGUAACAGAACCAGCUGAAAAUGAAAUGAAGGUCUGAGUUCUGAAGACAUCUUUAUUACUUCUCCUUCAUUCUUUUUUUUUUUUUUUUUUGUCAUUUUGCUAUUUCUUGGGCCGCUCCUGUGGCAUAUGGAGAUUCCCAAGCUAGGGGUCUAAUCGGAGGUGUAGCUGCCAGCCUACGCCAGAGCCACAGCAAUGCGGGAUCCGAGCCGCGUCUGCAACCUGCACCACAGCUCACGGCAACGCUGGAUUGUCAACCCACUGAGCAAGGCCAGGGACCGAACCUGCAACCUAAUGGUUCCUAGUCGGAUUCGUUAACCACUACACUACGACGGGAACUCCUUCAUUCUUUUUUUUAAAAAAAUACAAUAUCUCUUUAUUUUUCUUUCUUUCUUUCUUUUUUUUUAUUAUUUCCCCAACACAAUUUUUUUUUUCCCCAUUGUACAACAUGGGGACCCAGUUACACAUACAUGUAUACAUACUUUUUUCUCCCCUUGUCAUGCUCCAUUGUAAGUAUCGAGACAUAGUUCUCAGUGCUACACAGUAGGAUCUCAUUGUUAAUUCAUUGCAAAAGCAAUAAUUUGCAUCCAUUAACCCCAGGCUCCCCAUCCAUCCCACCCCCUCCCCCACCCCCUGGAAAACCACAAGUCUAUUCUCCAAGUCCAUGAUUUUGUUUUCUGUGGAAAGGUUCAUUUGUGCUGUGUAUUAGAUCCCAGAUAUGAGUGAUACCAUAUGGUGUUUGUCUUUCUCUUUCUGACUUAUUUCACUCAGCGUAAGAGUCUCUAGUUCCAUCCAUGUUGCUGCAAAUGGCAUUAUUUCAGUUUUUUUUUUUUUAAUGGCUCAGUAGUAUUCCACCACAUCUUCCCAAUCCAGUCGUCUGUUGGUGGACAUUUGAGUUGUUUCUAUGUCUUGGCUAUUGUCCUUCACCAGUCAGUAGCUCACUGACUUAAGACAAAUCACCUGCCACCCCAAAACUUUCAUUUCUUUAUCUGUAAGUGAUACAAAAUAUUAAGAGUGCUAAAGCAAUUGUAAAAUGCCAUGCAAAAAAGGCAGUUUUAAUUUCCAGAAAUUACACCUUUGUAUCUAGAGAAGCCUUAUUAUUCUAAAGCUUUAGCUCUUAAUAUUGCUACAUUUUUUAAAAGAGAAUUAUGGAAAAAUCAUUUAUCUGAUGACUCAGUUUUGUGCAAGCUUUUCCCUGUUUUUAAAUUUAAAUUGUUUGUUUGUUUUGCUUUUUUAGGGUGGCCCCUGCUGCAUAUGGAAGUUCCCAGGCUAGGGGAUGGAUUGAAACUAUAGCUGCUGGCCUAUGUUACCACAGCCACAGCAAUGCCAGAUCCGAGAGCUACAUCUGUAACCUAUGCCACAGCUUAUGGCAAUGCCAGAUCCUUAACCCUCUGAGCAGGGCCAGGGUUUGAACCCACAUUUCAUGGCUCCUAGUCUUAUUCAUUAACCACUGAGCUACAAAGGGAAUUCUGUAGUGGGAUAUCUUUUGAAGGUGAAAUUUUUAAGGUGAAUUCCAGUUUUCUCUAGUAAAAGAAUAGGUUUGCUCUUCUUAGAGCUUAUAUGCCAUGGUGUCUUUAUUCCGUAUUUUAAUGAUUUUUUUUUAAUUUUUAAAAAUAUUGUGGCUGCAUCAUGAUAGGUGAAAGUUCCCCGGUCAGGGAUUGAAUCCAAGCUGCAGCUGUGCACCAUCAGAUCCUCUAACCACUACACUAGGCUGGGGAUCAACUCAUGCCUGCCCAGUGACCCAAGUCACCUCAGUCAGAUUCUUAAUCUUCUCUGCAUGGCUCGAAUUCCUCUAAAUUUUUAAAACUAGAAGGUCAUUAACAAGCUGAUGGUAAAUGUGACAUUUUGCAGACUCUGAAAUUACUAGAUUUUCCAGUCCUGAGGAGUUUUAUUUUAGGGAUACCUACAAACUAAGAUUUAUAAGAAUAUCUAGUAUGUCCUGGUAAACACAGGACAUUAAGUUUUUCAGUACCUGUUUGGAAACACUUUUUACAAACUUGCCUGAAGAGGCAAGCUUCAUCUUAAUCACUGUUCUUAGGGGUUAGUAUUCUAUAGAGAAUUAUAUAUUUAUAUAUUUAGUCUGAAUUUUCCUGCGUCAUUUGCUGAGAUCUCCAUCCUUCAAUGCUAUCUCAGUUUAAUAUUCCAAAGUUACCUGUAAAAAAGUCUUAAUUAGGUCAGUUAGCUUCAUAUGUCAUGUAAAUAUUUAGUUUUGAAAAAACAUCAGACCAUGAUUAAUGGCAUGAUACCUCUUUCUCCUUAUGUAUAUAUUAAACAUUGUCAAGCUAUUUUCUAUAGUUAAAAUCAGGGUUUAGGGAAGGGUGUGUGUGCAUGUGUGCGGGUGUGUGCAAAGAAUUUAAUUAACCACUUGGGCUUUUUGAAGCUUGAUACCAUUAAGUUCUUCCUAUACCAGCUCAUUGUCCCUCAUUGUCUCAUGUUCUUGACCCAGUCUGCCAUUCUCUUACUUUUCAACAAAAGUCCUUCCCUUCUCUUGUGUAUUUAUGGUAGAAGCCACCAGUCGAGAUUUUUUCCCCCCUACUUUGUGCAUUUUUAGUUCUUUUCCAGCCCUCUCCCUUAAACAACCUUCCUAUUGAUACUUAUUCACCAUUUUUAGUCUCAAAUGUAAUAGUAUUUGUUCUCCCAUAUAAGGAAAUUUUCUUCAUCUUUGUGCUUAAGUUUCAUCUCCCUUCUGAGAUCUUGAACCAGCAGUUUACAAUGUGCUCUAUCUAACUCUAGCCUCCUCCUUGACUUUGUAUAUGUAUUAUCUUUGUAAGAAGAUUUCAGGAUAUUGCUUAAAAGUAGUUAAUGUGUAAGUAAUUUGUUGGGAAGGCAAUGGUCUUGAUUUGUCGUAAGAAACUGAAGAGUAAUAUUUUUACUUUUGAAAUACUAAUUUUUUUUCUUAUAUGUAUUUUUUUCUACUAUACAGCAUGGUGACCCAGUUACACAUACAUGUGAAAUAACUAAAUUUAUUUGGACGUCUAUGCAAGAAUGUUCUGUAAUUCUGUGUAACAGUUUGUUUACACAACUCCAAUUUUUGGGUUUUUGAAGAAAAUGAAUAUGGGGAAGAUGGGGAAAUAUUUCAAUGAUAAAAAAAUCUAAAUUCUAUCUUUAUAAGCACAUUAAGAAUUUAAGACAUAAAAAAUUAUGUAGUGAUCAAAACUAUCACUGUGGCUUCAGCUGAGUUGUACUUGAGUCAUGAACAACUCAUCUGUAGCUACCUAUGGAAAUCAUCUAAUUGUACUAUUCUAACAACUUAAAUCUCAUAGAAUACAUUCUUAAAACACUAAAAGUUGAUGAACAUUAGAUGUAAGUCACAUAGGUUUUCUAUUCUGGCUGAGGUUAUUAGCUGUGUCCCCUCAGAUAAGUCAUUCAGCUGUCCUGAACAUCUGUUUGCUCUCCUUUAAAAUUCUGGCAGUACUUUAGCACUUAUAUCAUAAGUAUGUGGUGGCCAGGUAGGUGAUCACUUAAUAAAUGGUACUUAUAUUAUUUGUACUAUCACAUUUAAAAAUAAUCACAUAUUCACUAUUUAUUCCUACUAGAAUAUAAACUUCUUAAUUAGUACAUGAGUUUUUUGUGUUUUUAUUUUUAUCUCUACCUAGCCCAAAGUCUGAUUUAUAGUUGUGAUUCAUUGUUGAAUUUAAUAAAAUAUAGUCAUUCAAAAGGAUAAUAGAACUCAUUGGGGCACCAACAGAACCAAAAAAUGGAAUAAAAAGUCUUUUUUUUUUUUUUUUUUUUGUCUUUUUGCUAUUUCUUGGGCUGCUCCUGCAGCAUAUGGAGGUUCCCAGGCUAGGGGUGGAAUCGGAGCUGUAGCCACCAGCCUACACCAGAGCCACAGCAACGCAGGAUCCGAGCCGCGUCUGCAACCUGCACCACAGCUCACGGCAACGCUGGAUCGUCAACCCACUGAGCAAGGCCAGGGACCGAACCCGCAACCUAAUGGUUCCUAGUCGGAUUUGUUAACCACUGCGCCAUGACGGGAACUCCUGGAAUGAAAAGUCUUAAUGGCAGUACUGAAGACAAGCUAAAUCAACUUACUUUUCUGGGCUUUGGUUCUGUUCUGCUAUGCUUCUCCUUCUCUGUUAGAUAACACCACCUGUGCCUAGAGAAGAGAGAAUAUUCCUUUUCAUUCUUUCUCUAAUGCACACAACAUCAGUAAAUCCUACUUUUGUGAUGAAUUGUACUGGCUAAGUUUUUAUCAGUCUUUGCCAAACUUUCUUUUGUGCCAGAGAUAACAUGAAUGACCACAAGUGGGUAGUAGUGGAUCAAAGGUUAUAUUAUUUGGGAAUUAUAUUUUUGGUAUUAUUACAAUUUAGAGUCAGUUUCUUCGAGACAUUAUUUUUUACUUUUGUUAAUUUUCCAAGUCCUAAGCAUAAUGCUGCCCUUUUUUUUUUUUUGCUUCUUUCAUAAAGUUUAAAAUAUGAAAAUGUUUGUUCUGUAUUCCCUCAAUCUCUACUGUUGGGAAUCAUGUGAGCCUCUGUUGUGGAUGAUGCUGGCAAAAUAGAACAUGAUGGUUCGUCUGAAAUGACCAUGGAUGCAGAGUCAGAAAUCAAUCCUUGUAAAGUGGAUGGUACUUGCCCUGAAGUCAUCAAGGUGUACAUUUUUAAAGCUGACCCUGGAGAGGAUGAUUUGGGUGGCACUGUAGACAUUGUGGAGAGUGAGCCUGAGAAUGAUCAUGGAGUUGAACUGCUUGAUCAGAAUAGCAGCAUGCGUGUGCCAAGGGAAAAGAUGGUUUAUAUGACUGUCAAUGACUCUCAACAAGAAGACGAAGAUUUAAAUGUUGCAGAAAUCGCUGAUGAAGUUUACAUGGAAGUAAUCGUAGGAGAGGAGGAUGCUGCUGUUGCAGCCGCAGCAGCUGCUGCUGUGCAUGAACAGCAAAUGGAUGACAGUGAAAUCAAAACUUUCAUGCCAAUAGCAUGGGCAGCAGCUUAUGGUAAUAAUUCUGAUGGAAUUGAAAACCGGAAUGGCACUGCAAGUGCCCUCUUGCACAUAGAUGAGUCUGCUGGGCUUGGCAGACUGGCUAAACAAAAACCAAAGAAAAGGAGAAGACCUGAUUCCAGGCAGUACCAAACAGCAAUAAUUAUUGGCCCUGAUGGACAUCCCUUGACUGUCUAUCCUUGCUUGAUUUGUGGAAAAAAGUUUAAGUCAAGAGGUUUUUUGAAAAGGCACAUGAAAAACCAUCCUGAACACCUUACCAAGAAGAAGUACCGCUGUACUGACUGUGAUUACACUACCAACAAGAAGAUAAGUUUACACAACCACCUGGAGAGCCACAAGCUGACCAGCAAGGCAGAGAAGGCCAUUGAAUGUGACGAGUGCGGGAAGCAUUUCUCUCAUGCUGGGGCUUUGUUUACUCACAAAAUGGUGCAUAAGGAAAAAGGAGCCAACAAAAUGCACAAAUGUAAAUUCUGUGAAUAUGAGACAGCUGAACAAGGGUUAUUGAAUCGCCACCUUUUGGCGGUCCACAGCAAGAACUUUCCUCAUAUAUGUGUGGAGUGCGGUAAAGGUUUUCGUCACCCAUCAGAGCUCAAAAAGCACAUGCGAAUCCAUACUGGGGAGAAGCCUUACCAAUGCCAGUACUGCGAAUAUAGGUCUGCAGACUCUUCUAACUUGAAAACUCAUGUAAAAACUAAGCAUAGUAAAGAGAUGCCAUUCAAGUGUGACAUUUGUCUUCUGACUUUCUCAGAUACCAAAGAUGUGCAGCAACAUGCUCUUAUUCACCAAGAAAGCAAAACACAUCAGUGUUUGCAUUGUGACCACAAGAGUUCGAACUCAAGCGAUUUGAAACGACACAUAAUUUCAGUUCACACAAAGGACUACCCCCAUAAGUGUGAGAUGUGUGAGAAAGGCUUUCACAGGCCUUCAGAACUCAAGAAACAUGUGGCUGCCCACAAGGGUAAAAAAAUGCACCAGUGUAGACAUUGUGACUUUAAGAUUGCGGAUCCAUUUGUUCUAAGUCGCCAUAUUCUCUCAGUUCACACGAAAGAUCUUCCAUUUAGGUGUAAGAGAUGUAGAAAGGGAUUUAGGCAACAGAAUGAGCUUAAAAAGCAUAUGAAGACACACAGUGGGAGGAAAGUGUAUCAGUGUGAAUACUGUGAGUAUAGCACUACAGAUGCCUCAGGCUUUAAACGGCAUGUUAUUUCCAUUCAUACGAAAGACUAUCCUCACCGUUGUGAGUACUGCAAGAAAGGGUUCCGAAGACCUUCAGAAAAGAACCAGCACAUAAUGCGACAUCAUAAAGAAGUUGGCCUGCCCUAACAGUACUUCUACAGAGAGGUGUUGGCCUUAAAGCAGAAAAUUCAUUUUAAAGCCAAUCAGUCUUGUCACAUAUAAUACUGUACAUUGAUUAAUAUUGUGCACAGAUAGGAUUAUUCCUUCUAGUUAACAUUACAUUUUAUUCAGUAGGGUGUUCUGUAUCCUGUUCAGUUUGUUCAGUGAGGAAAAGUAACAACAAAGAAGUUGCUUUUAAUAAAAUAACCCAUGAUUCUUUAUUGCAUUUUUAAGUCUUAGAAGUUUUAUUAUUUAAGUGUUUACUUUUCACCUUUUCACUCUUCUAAGACCACUUAAAGAUUUAAAAAUAGAUUGGUAACUCUAAAAGUAAUCAUUUGAUCCAUUUUGUUCCCUACAAAUUCUUUGCAUUUAAAUAGAAGCAUCUGCUAAGUAUCGGUGGGAGAUUUUACUGUCAGGUCCAACUAUAACGUGAAAGUUACUCCUUGUCUUGCUUAACAUUUUCAAGUCACAUGACCAUGAAACUUUUCAUUUGAGCCUCUAUAUUUGCUAAAUAUGGAACAAUGUAUUUCAUUUUCUUUCAUUUAGCAAAGUGUGCUUGUUUUUACUUUCUUUGUAAUGUUUAUAUUUUCUGCCGCUCCAGCAUACUUACAGAAAAUCUCUGAAAAGUUUUUCCUGUUUUUCAUUCUCUGUAUUAUUUUGUUUUGGAAUUCUUGUGUUCUGCAAAUGAGACUUACUAUGAACUAAGUUUUGGAAUUUUUUAGAGAUAAAUGUGGCUUAUAUGAUUUUCUGUAACUGGAUGUGUAAGUGUACCUUAAAUUUUACAUGUGCCUGUGUGUUGCUUAUUUUACACACUUAAACGCACAAUCCCAAAUUUUAUGUUUUUAAUGAUAAGUAUUAAAUGCACAAUAAACGGAAAGAUCCAGGGAUGUAUAGAGCAUUUUCGCCAACUUUUUAUUCAGAGAGUUUAAAAUUUAAGCGAAUAAUUAGAAAACAAGGACAGUAGUAUAUUUGUGAAGUAAAGGUAUUAUCUUUUAAAAACUUUGGUAAUUGGUAAAGCAAAGUUAAUGUAUUUCAGGAUAAGAAUGGUUUCAUACAGCCUCAUCUUUAUACCUUAAAAUUUUAUGAAAAGCUAAUGAGUAUGUAGAAAUAAAUCUCGGUUCUGAGAAGCCUAUAAAGAAAAACUGUCUUUUAACAGAAUAAGGACUAUUAAGAGGAAGCAGUGGCUCUAUAUACUAGAGAAAAGGUGCUAAUUAAACUUGACAAAUUCAGGCUGCGUCUUUAUUUCUCAAUUAGCAAACUUAAAAAUAAUUUAACACUCAAGUUGGAUUUUAUUAGAAGAUAGAAAUUGUGUUUAAAGCAUGUAAUAAAAUGUAAGGCUUUAUUUGAAAUAGCAGCAAAGUUUUCAUAGGUUUUUUUAUUAUUUGAGAGUUGUAUUUUAAGCAGUGAGUCAUAAACAUACAAAAUGAAUUCAAACAGUUAAUUAGAAUAUGGUUAUUUAAUACAAAUUUUUGAGAACAGGAGACAUUUUUUAGUUUGCUUCAAUUAUCUAUUGGCACACAUGCGCUGGCACUCUGUGGGAGGUUAGAAAUUUUCUUCCCUUCUGAUAGGUACCUUACAACUUCAUUAUGGUGCUUUCUUUACUUCCGCUUUAAAUAAAUUUCACCUUCUGCCUUUCUCUGUGCCAUUAAUACUCAUUCAGAAGUUAUAGUAAUAGGGUUAGAUGUCUAAGUGUAUGGGGGUUUUCGACAGCCUCUAAAGGCUAGUUUAGUCUAGUUCUAAAUCAGGUUCUUCAGAUACAUGGGAAUUUAAGCUUAAUGCCAACCAAAGCCACAGUAUGGAUUUUGGAACCGCCUCCUUCCUAGCCCCUAUUUAUGUCCCCACCUAUUUCAGUGUCCGUCUGUUGGCCUGUUCUGGAAAACUCUCAUUUUUAUGCGUGAGAAUCUUUUAAAUCUCCCUUGAAUUUGUUUUUCCCUAAGUAACAAAGAAAUGUUUAAUGAAAGUUUACAUUUACUGAAAGUUUAAAAAGUUAAGAAUUGUAAAACAUUCUGUAAAAUUAAUAUAGAUAAAUAGUUAUUUAAUUAUAUUUUAAAGAGAAACUGAAAGAUAAUGCAACACUUGACAUAUUCAUAUUUCUCAUAUUCUGGAGUCAUACAGAAUUGUUUUGUUUUUAAGCACAAUAUUGAAACCUUUAAAAGGUACUUAAGGAUUUGGUCAAGUAAAUAUGAUACCACAUUUGUCUUUAAAAGAAAAUAUGAAAUUGUACUUACUGUUAUGUACUGAUAUUAAUUGAGUGUUUUAAUUCUUAAAACAAUUUGAUUAGCAAAGCUAAAAAGUGGAUAUUUCAGUUUAAUGUUUUAAAAGGUACCAAUUUUUAGAACAUAAGUUAUUGUUUUGUUGAAAUAACCUGUUAAAUACUGUAUGUUCCUUCCUCUGUACACAUUGUAAAAUACUUAAAGUAAAAUACUUAAUAAGAAAUUCAUACAGAAAAACGUGACACUAUUGUAAAUGUGUACUUGAGAGUAACAUGCAAAAAUAAAAAUCAUACUAUUUUCCUGUUA